AUGGAAAAGUUCGACUCAGAUGUGGAAACGCUUCUUCCAGAUAGAGACAAUUCCACCGGUCGACGGCGAGAGGCAAUGAGACGCCCCAAAAAUCUAUAUGUAAUCAGCUUAAGUUUGUCCCUCGUCACCAUUAUUAUUUUCCAGGUUGUUAUCCUCUACGCGUCAUUUCGGAACACCAGUUUUGCUUCCCCUGCCGGAAAUGGUCUCUAUAAAGUCUGGAAAGGCUGCGGCACCAACGCCUCUGAGGCGCGCUCCCUCGGCUGCGUAUUCGAUGUAAUGAUGAACGCCUGGACACGUGAGGAGUGUUACAACAAGGGUUUGUCGGAAGAAUACUUGGCGGAGUGGAAUUUUCAAUUUUUCUACGACGUGGAAGGCACGCGCGAGAUACCACUAUCCGUCAUGAGAGAAGGAGAGCAUACUUAUAUGUAUUCGACUGAGUAUCAACACCGGGGGCAUUGUAUAUACACGUGGAAGAUGCAGGCGCUUGCGUUGGAGGCGCAGGGGCGAGGUGAGGUGAAGCAGUGUGAUGAUGAGACGUUCUCAUAUCAUCAUACGAUUCAUUGUGCGGACAUUCUGGCAAAUAGCCCCCGGGAACCGCCGUAUGCGAUGGGCUAUGGGGAUGUGAAGUUUUUGAGCUGUGGGCCGUAUUUAGAGUGA
Talaromyces proteolyticus is the source of this 657-nucleotide messenger RNA. RefSeq lists its product as uncharacterized. The transcript has a single exon. The record is from RefSeq and is a predicted model, not a curated record. NCBI's taxonomy places the organism in Eukaryota, Fungi, Ascomycota, Eurotiomycetes, Eurotiales, Trichocomaceae. Bases 1 to 657 code for a protein of 218 amino acids.